Protopolystoma xenopodis is the source of this 885-nucleotide messenger RNA. NCBI's taxonomy places the organism in Eukaryota, Metazoa, Platyhelminthes, Monogenea, Polystomatidea, Polystomatidae. The record is from the annotation of a GenBank genome assembly.
AUGUCAAGGAUUAAAGGUUGUCGGAUUUAUCAUAGGAUUUAUUCUACACCCUCCUCUGAUGUCAAUCAGCCUUCACAGCCAUAUAGCGUUUUGCUCAAAGCCAACCAUCGCCAAGGCGCUCUAAUAUUCGAAUCAGGAGUUGUUGCGGAGCUUACGUCAUCUGAAUAUAGUUCUUUAAGUCAAGGUUAUUCAAAGAUUUCGGAUGCAUGUGCAUGCUUGGGUGUUUUGGUGACACGACCAGGACUUCUUGCCGGAGGUGUUGAUAUAAGGAUUAACGAAUCGAUUUCUUACUUAGUGCUUGUCACCGACUGCAGAUCCGUUGGAAAACUAACUAAUUUUGAGGUUUUUCAAAUUAGAGCUGUUCACUUUCUCUGCCUUCGUCAAGCCAACUUUGAAGAAGAAGCAUUGGGCGAGAUUCGCAAGUUUCUCUCCUCUGGUGCCUUUUAUUUCUCACGGAAUGUUUCUAAUGACUGCCCUUAUGAUCUAACAUUGAAUUUCCAAAGGCAGGCUGAAAUAUUUAGCAAGAGAUUUUUAGUUGACAAUAAUGAUCUAACGGACCCUUUCCGUGCUACAAUCUGUGAUGAUAUUCACUCUUUGGCUGAUACUGACCUCAGAUUUUUAUGGAAUCGAGGUCUAAUGAGCUAUUUUGCCCGAGCUGGUAUCAGACCACAAGAAUGGACUGUUUCAAUAAUAUGUGGUUAUUUCAAAGAUAGUAUUGUAUUUUGUGGGCCCAAGCAAGCUCGACUUGGUAUUGUUUCUAGACUAUCCGCUCAACAUGCUGGCACACGGUUUUAUGCACGAGGCGUUAAUGAUGAAGGUGACGUAGCAAAUUUCGUUGAAACUGAGCAGGUAUUUAUUUAUUACGCUCUGAUAAAUUCCCAUUAA